GCAAAUAAAAAAAGCAAUUGGGUCGGGUCUGCUGGCUAGCCUACUUGUUGCUUUGUCAUAAACAACCGUAAUACCAAAUAUUGCUUACUAGUCGGAAACUGCGUUUUUAUUUACAUCAUGAUGAUUAUGAUUCAUUGGCACUCGAGUAUGAGUCUAUAACGUUUAGGAACACGGGACUAAACGUCAACCCUCUCCACUUAACUACAGAAAUAGGACGACGGCGUCCCAUCAAACGAUUCGAGAUGUCGGGAUGGUUCUUUAUUCUGCUCAUCGCUGCACUCAGAGACAUUGAUGCCUUCGAAGUACAGGCGCCCCAGCCCAGAGUGGUAGCCGUCUAUAACCAACCGGCUAUUUUGGGCUGUGUGUUCCCCCCUAGCCUUGACCUUGGUUCCCCCCUGGAUGAGGGUCUCGUGGUGACAUGGCAGAGGGUAGAAGAUUUGCGGGUGGUCCACAGUUUCUACUACGGAACAGACCAACUGGCGCGCCAGAGCGGGGAGUAUCACAACCGCACUGGACUGUUCCAUUCCCAGCUCCCUGGGGGAAACGCAUCCCUCAGGUUGGAGAGUGUAGGUCCAGGGGAUCAGGGAAGAUAUCUCUGUUCGGUUAAUAACAUGAAGGGGACAGGAAAGGCUGAGGUCCAGCUCAAAUACGCAGCAUUCUACACAGAGCCUCACCUUACAGUCCAGGCCCAGCACUCUUACAUGACCUUCCUCUAUGAGACUGAAGGUUACCCAGAACCAGAGGUCCGCUGGUUGGACCCGCAUGGCCAUAACCUCACGCAUAACAUCUCAGUGACCCAGUCGUCCAAGGCCCCGGGCCUGCUCCUCUCCCUCCGUACCCAGCUGGUGAUGCAGGCUGGUGGGGCAGUCAACUACACCUUCUCCCUGAGGAACCAGCUCCUGGAGCAGGUCAUGGAGAGGUCACUGAGUUAUGAGUCAAGCAGUAGAAACUAUGGCGACUGCCCCAGAGACAGAUCUACACUGCUGAUGUUGUUCAUCCCUGCUGGAGGCUGCUUGGUUAUUUUCCUCAUAUUCCUUUACUUUCGACGCAAACGGACAUCUGAAUCACAAAAUAUGACAGAAAUAACUGGGCGUAAACGAACUUGUGACAAGAACACUAGUCCUCUAGAGGCAAGGACAUCCAACUGCGAAUUGGACGUCUCACCUCCAAGCCCAGUACGUGAAGGUUAAGAGACUCCUUGUUCAUUCUCUGCCAAGUCCAACGUGUGUUUCUGGUCUAGUAGCGUCAUGGUAACAUCCUCCCUGGAGCUGAGAAUGCUGGAAAUCCAGUAGUCAGUCUGGCAACAACAACGAAUCAGUUUCAUUAGGUGGUGGUACUAUGAAAUGACUCUUUUUUUCUCUCCAUUGCCCAACAUGGGUCAGAUUACUGGAAAGGGAUCCAGACACAAAGCUUCUAUUGAGAGACUUUGUCAUUACAGACCAUUACAAACAGUCUGACAGAUUUGGUGGGAGGGGCCCCAACCACAAUCCAGAACAGUGUUUAUGGGAAAGGAGUGGGAAAUGCCUUUUGUGAAAGUAUUCAGAACCCUUGAAUUUUUUUGACAUUUUGUUACAUUACAGCCAUAUUGUCCUCAUCAAUCUACACACAAUAUCCCAUAAUGACAAAGUAAAAACAGGUUUUAAGAAAUUUUGGCCAAUGUAUUAAAAUAAAAAAAUAAAAAAACAGAUAGCUUAUUUACAUUAGUAUUCAGACCCUUUGCUAUGAGACUCUAAAUUGAGUUAAGGUGCAUCCUGUUUAUUCUAAAAUCCUGUUUUGGCUUUGUCAUUAUGUGUUUUUGUGUUUAGAUAUUUUUUUUAAAUCAAUUUUAGAAUAAGGCUGUAACGUAACAAAAUGUAGAAAAAGUCAAGGGGCACACCAGUAUUGUUCAAUAUUUGCCCAUUUAUUAUUUUUACAAUUCUUCAAUCUCCUUCAAAUUGGUUGUUGAUCAUUGCUUGAUUAUCUUCCCUUAACCCUACCAUCCCUUACUUAAUUGAAGAAACUAAUGGACAACAACUCUUAGGCUUCUACUUCCAGUUUAUACAUUCUAUAUACAUUUUACGGACACUGUAUAGUUUAAAAUAGUUAUAUUUUGUCCCAUCCUUCAGCUCCACUCAACCCCUCCCAUCUAUCUCUGAACACCAUCCAGUCCUUCAGCUCCCCUCAACCCCUCCCAUCUACCUCUGAACACCAUCCAGUCCCAUCCUUCAGCUCCCCUCAACCCCUCCCAUCUAUCUCUGAACACCAUCCAGUCCCAUCCUUCAGCUCCACUCAACCCCUCCCAUCUAUCUCUGAACACCAUCCAGUCCUUCAGCUCCACUCAACCCCUCCCAUCUAUCUCUGAAAACCAUCCAAUCCCACCCUUCAGCUCCACUCAACCCCUCCCAUCUAUCUCUGAACACCAUCUAAUCCCAUCCUUCAGCUCCCCUCAACCCCUCCCAUCUAUCUCUGAACAUCAUCCAAUCCCAUCCUUCAGCUCCCCUCAACCCCUCCCAUCUAUCUCUGAACAUCAUCCAGUCCCAUCCUUCAGCUCCCCUCAACCCCUCCCAUCUAUCUCUGAACACCAUCCAGUCCUUCAGCUCCCCUCAACCCCUCCAUCUAUCUCUGAACACCAUCCAAUCCCAUCCUUCAGCUCCCCUCAACCCCUCCCAUCUAUCUCUGAACAUCAUCCAAUCCCAUCCUUCAGCUCCCCUCAACCCCUCCCAUCUAUCUCUGAACACCAUCCAAUCCCAUCCUUCAGCUCCCCUCAACCCCUCCCAUCUAUCUCUGAACAUCAUCCAAUCCCAUCCUUCAGCUCCCCUCAACCCCUCCCAUCUAUCUCUGAACACCAUCCAGUCCCAUCCUUCAGCUACCCUCAACCCCUCCCAUCUAUCUCUGAACAUCAUCCAAUCCCAUCCUUCAGCUCCCCUCAACCCCUCCCAUCUAUCUCUGAACACCAUCCAGUCCUUCAGCUCCACUCAACCCCUCCCAUCUAUCUCUGAACACCAUCCAGUCCUUCAGCUCCACUCAACCCCUCCCAUCUCUCUGAACACCAUCCAGUCCUUCAGCUCCACUCAACCCCUCCCAUCUCUCUGAACACCAUCCAGUCCCAUCCUUCAGCUCCACUCAACCCCUCCCAUCUAUCUCUGAACACCAUCCAGUCCCAUCCUUCAGCUCCACUCAACCCCUCCCAUCUAUCUCUGAACACCAUCCAGUCCCAUCCUUCAGCUCCACUCAACUCCUCCCAUCUCUCUGAACACCAUCCAGUCCUUCAGCUCCACUCAACCCCUCCCAUCUAUCUCUGAACACCAUCCAGUCCUUCAGCUCCCCUCAACCCCUCCCAUCUAUCUCUGAACACCAUCCAGUCCUUCAGCUCCACUCAACCCCUCCCAUCUCUCUGAACACCAUCCAGGCCUUGAGCUCCACUCAACCCCUCCCAUCUCUCUGAACACCAUCCAGGCCUUCAGCUCCACUCAACCCCUCCCAUCUCUCUGAACACCAUCCAGUCCUUCAGCUCCGCUCAACCCCUCCCAUCUCUCUGAACACCAUCCAGUCCUUCAGCUCCCCUCAACCCCUCCCAUCUCUCUGAACACCAUCCAGUCCUUCAGCUCCGCUCAACCCCUCCCAUCUCUCUGAACACCAUCCAGUCCUUCAGCUCCGCUCAACCCCUCCCAUCUCUCUGAACACCAUCCAGUCCUUCAGCUCCGCUCAACCCCUCCUAUCUCUCUGAACAUCAGCCAGUUUUGAUUCCUAUUUGCCGUAUAUUUGACUGUGCUGUGAUGUUUCACAAAAGUUCUGAACCGUUCUAUAUUCAUAGAUUCUACAUAUUGUAAAUUAAAGAUAAAUAUUUUUGCUAAGAGUAUUAUACUAUUAUUUCAAUUGACUAUAACUUUUCAAAUCACCCAGCAGGGCUAUUUGCAGAGCUAGCUCCAGGUAAAUAUUGCAAUUCUACAGCCAUCCCUGUGCCUGAUACUAAAAACAAGCUUCAUAUGGACAGUACAAAAACAAAUUAUCUAAUGAUUCUCAGCUCCACUCAACCCCUCCCAUCUCUCUGAACACCAUCCAGUCCCAUCCUUCAGCUCCACUCCAUGAGUCUCUUCGCAGAAAAAUCUGCAGAGCUGGGAUGGUUGUAUCCCCCAUAUAAAUAACAUUCCAUUGGUUACAAGAAUUUUGUAUAAUAAUUCAAAUUGGAAAAACUCUUAAGUUUUGAAUCCAGCAUUUGUGUAUCAGUUCAUAAACCAUGUGCCAUGGAAUUUGCACGUUGAAAAUUUCUUCCCAACAAUUUUGCAAAUCCAUAUUGCACAGCUGUCAAUGUUUUUGGUCCUUAAUUGAAAUUGAAAAAUGUAUUUAUUGCAAUUUUCUUUAGCCAAUUUUAUUCUUUAAUGCCGAAAGUAAAGUUCCUGACCUUUUCCCCUCCUUCCACUUUCCUCUUCCAUUUUUGCAGCAAUGCUGAAAUAAAUUGGUACGAAUUUUGAGUGGAGCAAACAUUUCCAUCUGUUUUUGUUGUGUGAGAACUAACUCCACCUGUCCUAUUUAUGAUGAUGCCUAUUUAUUUUUAUUUUAAUUGUUUUAUAUUUAAACAAUUUGUAUAUUUGAGUUUAUAUUUGUUGUAAUAUUAGUUCUGUGUUUUCUGUUGGAUUAAACUGAAAUGUCAAUCAAAGCCGAUUAAGUAAGAAUGUCUCAACCCCAUAGAAGUAUGGCAUGUUUUUUAUUUUCAAAUAACCAAAAGUGAGAGGUUGUAAUCUGAAUAAAGGGGAAAAUGCCCCAUUCUUUAACAUGGGGUGAGACAUUCUCACUAAUCAGCUUUUCAAGAUGAUUUAUGUCAUAACUGUAACUAGACCACUGUCUCAUUACAGGUCCUUUUACUGUCACAACCUGUGUGAAACCAGACAAUGUAAUACAAUGAGUCAGCCUGAGGUCUACAAAACAACAGUAUUGAGUGUCUGACUUGGCUUUAGCCAGACAAUAGUUUCCCAGGCUUUAGCCAGACAAAAGUGAUCUAGACAGACAGGUUGCCUACAACAAUGUUUUUAUUUAAUAUAUGUAUUUUUUAGGUGGUAGAUCAGCUUUAAUAUUGCAAAUAAAUUGUAGCUUCCAUCAA
This is a messenger RNA of Oncorhynchus masou masou (cherry salmon), 5077 nucleotides long. Its product is annotated as CD276 antigen-like. Gene Ontology annotation, molecular function: signaling receptor binding. The record is from RefSeq and is a predicted model, not a curated record. The transcript is spliced from 5 exons. Lineage: Eukaryota; Metazoa; Chordata; Actinopteri; Salmoniformes; Salmonidae. Gene Ontology annotation, cellular component: external side of plasma membrane. Bases 243 to 1190 code for a protein of 315 amino acids. Gene Ontology annotation, biological process: T cell receptor signaling pathway; regulation of cytokine production.